GAAAGCUUGGUGUUGAAGAGAAGAACAUUUUGAAUCAAAUUUACUUAUAAAAUUUGAUUGUUCUUAUCUCAUGAUGGUCGAAUAUAAUUGAAUUUGCAUGCAGAGAGAGAGAGAGAGAGAGAGAGAGAGAGAGAGAGGGGUUAGGGAUUAAAGAAUGGAAGAUUAGGUUUGUUGCAAUAAUAGUUUAACCUGCAAGGGGCAGUUGGGGUUGCAGUGGUUAGUAGUCUUGUAUUUCAAAAUGGGCAGUGCAGGGUUUCCAGUUGGUGAAUCGUGUCUUCCUUUUGAAGAAAGCUUUUGUCGAUUUUAUCUGAAACGUAUGUAGAGUAUGCACACCACCUGUUCGAUGAAAGUCCCAGCAGAAUUUGGUGGUUUCUAACACUGCCCAUUUUAGGGAUUGUUGGGAUUUGGAGGUGUUUGUCUCUCACUUGAGGUUAAUGUGGUGGAUGUGACUGUGUAACAACUACUCUGAUACUCCCCACUGCAGAUAUAGAGAGAGAGAGAGAGGGGAAAAGUUGGGAGGUGGGAGAAAGGGAAUCUGCUUUCUAAUUCACCAGUUUGGUGAGAGAUGUUAUUUAGCCAGUGAGAGUGUGUGUGUGUGUUCUUCAGUACAGAAAUUCUCCAUAGCCAGUCUACUUUGAGCUCUGAAAGUUUCUUAUUCUUUUCUACAUUUCAUCAUUCAUCAUUGAUUAUCAAUUCUAGGGUUCCUGAAAAUCAGUUGCUGCUUAGAAUUUAUACAUCUUUGGUGCAUUCAAUUUGAAAAUCUUUAUUCUGUGUGACCAUUGGAUGCUGCUUGCUGCUACAAUGAGGGGUUUCUUUUGCUUUCUUUAGGCUAUAAUUUCAGCUCCAUAAAGCUGCCUGGUUUACAUAUACAUAUAUAUAUAUAUAUCUGCCUUGUUGAGUGCUGCAAGACAUUGCCAGCUUUGUACAGUCAAAGCCCAAACUUACCUUUCUUUACCUUAAAAUAGUGGAAGCUUGGAGUUGGGGUUAGGUUUGAUUAGGUUAGGGUUGUUUGGAUUUGUGGGAACUUUAAUUUAAAUUUAUCAAAAUAAUAAUAAUAAUAAUAAUAAUAUCUUGAUUAUGGGUUCCCAAGAAAAUGGGGAUAGAGUGGUGUUUUCUUCUUCCUCUGUGAUGAAUACAGCUUUAGAACCUGACAAUGGUGCUGGAUUGUUGCCUAUUUCUUCUGAAUCCAUCUUCAAAUCUCCAUCCUGUUUAGACCCUUUUUGGGAUCCAUCGAAUUUAAGGAUUCAGGGUGAAAGAAUUGGGAAUUCUUCCAUGGUUCUUGGGAGUGAGUUUGGUAACUCACACUACCCUUCAUCGAUGUUGGAGAAUCAAGUCUCUGGAAGCUCUUCUUGUUUUCCAUCAUCAGGAUUAGUUCAGGUUUUGCCAAAGAUCCCUUUUUUGGGAAGUCGGAAUUACUCAGAAAUGGUUACUUCUUACAACAUGGACCAAUCGAGUCUUCCCCCAAAUCAUGGCAACAAUUGGCAUUCCCAAAUCUCACCCAAUGGUAAAAGGAAAAGAAAGAAUGUUGAAAUGGAAAAUCAGCUCAAGGAUCCACCUGGGAACUCUUCGGAUUCUCCCGACGACGACGGAGAAAAGAAAUGCAUUCGCGGGCAUUCUACGAAGCAAAUUAAAGACGGUAACGCUGCCGAAUUGUCGAAAGAAAAUUACAUUCAUGUUAGAGCCAAAAGGGGACAGGCGACUAACAGCCACAGUCUUGCUGAGAGGGUGAGAAGAGAGAAAAUUAGUGAAAGAAUGAAGCUGCUGCAAGAACUUGUUCCUGGCUGUAAUAAAAUUACCGGGAAGGCGGUGAUGCUCGAUGAGAUCAUCAACUACGUGCAGUCGUUACAGCAGCAAGUCGAGUUCUUGUCGAUGAAGCUUGCGAGCGUGAAUCCAGAGCUAAACAUGGACAUCAACGGCAUGCUGUCCAAAGAUAUUCUUCAGACGCGAGGUGGCAACGUUGGUGUCAGUUUAGGACAGAGUUCAGGUUGUCCGUUCCCGGGGCUUCCCCUGGGAACCAUCCCAGGGGCAGCCUCGUCAUUCCACCCGGCUUUACCUCAGAAUUUGUGGAGCAAUGAGCUCAUAGGUAUUCUUCAAAUGGGAUACGACGCCAAUCCUUCCUCGGCCGGGAUAAAUGGGCUGUCCAAAAUGGAGCCAUAGAGGUCGAAUGUAAGAAGGAAGUAUCUAACCAGAGGAGAGGAAGAACUACUUGCAGAUCUGCCAUUGUUCUUCGAGUUUUAGCAGAAGAAAUUUUACUGAUGAAUAUUAUUCAGAUUCAGACAUCAAGCACUGUACAUUUUAUUUGAUUCCUGAAAAUUAAUCAUUCUUUUUUUUUUUUUUUUUGGUAAAUAUAUAUAUGAAUUCUGAAACUAAAUAUUGCAAUGUUUCUUGAAAUAUUGAGAUAUAUAUAUUUUAAAAUUUUAAAUUUGGGAUAUUUUUGGAUAUUGAAUACUGGCAACAACCUACAUGGUCUUGUCUUAAUGUCUCUACUGGCUAUGGCAUCCUUAUUUAUUGCCAUAGAAUUAUUGUUGUAUAAUUAAUUUUGUGGAAAUGACUAAUGGCAUGUCACAUGCAAUUUUUAUUUU
Molecule: messenger RNA, 2582 nt
Organism: Andrographis paniculata
Lineage: Eukaryota; Viridiplantae; Streptophyta; Magnoliopsida; Lamiales; Acanthaceae
Product: transcription factor bHLH74-like
Exons: 9
Coding region: 1078-2157 (359 amino acids)
Biological process (GO): regulation of DNA-templated transcription
Cellular component (GO): nucleus
Molecular function (GO): DNA-binding transcription factor activity; protein dimerization activity
Source: RefSeq, a predicted model, not a curated record